Molecule: messenger RNA, 699 nt
Organism: Rotaria sp. Silwood2
Lineage: Eukaryota; Metazoa; Rotifera; Eurotatoria; Philodinida; Philodinidae
Source: the annotation of a GenBank genome assembly
AUGGCAUCGAUCAGACUAAACAAACCGCCAAACUUAAUGUUCGAAGUUAGUAGUCUCAUCAUCUUCUAUGCACAAUAUGAACGACCCCUUGUUUUCUUAGUUCAACCCAAAGUGGAAGCUCCGAAAUCCGUAAACGAUCGAUCAUGUGUCUUCGGUCAAGAUAGUCAAAUUUCAUGGAAGUUCAGUGGUAUCGAGAAACCCCAAGUGGCAUGGUUCUUCAAUGGUCAACCAAUUUCAACCAACAAUCGUUUUCAAAUGACUGAGACUGGUGAUGGAACAUCGACACUAUCGAUUCGUCAAGCGGAACUUGCCGAUCAAGGUGUUUAUACUGCUCGAGCAACGAAUGCUGUUGGUGAAGCUGAAGCUAAAACAACAUUGAGAAUUACUUGCAUCAAACCUGUCAUUAACACUGAUCUCAAUGCUGCACUGCAAGUCACAAAAGGUGAAACCAAGACACUCAAUAUCAGUGUCAGUGGAACACCGAAACCUAACAUUUUCUGGAUGAAAGGCAACACUGAACUCACACCCAAUGUUCGUAUUAAAGUGAAAACACCGAUUCAGGAUGAUGAUACAUAUACACUGACUAUCUUACACAUACAACCAGAAGACCAAGGAGAAUAUUCAGCCAAGAUUUCUAAUGUUGGUGGAUCACUUCAAUCCAAUAAGUGCAAAGUCACUGUUUUAAGUACGUUACCUUAA